UCUGCAGACAUGGUAGUGCUUUUAUGGCAUGUAGUCAAAAAUAUAUCAGUAAAUCGCCGUUAUUUUACGUGAUGAGAAGUAUUUUGUUCAUGCUUCUUUGGUUGUGCCAUGUGCGGGCUCAGGAAAGCGCCGGACAAAAGGCACAUUUUCAAGUAGAAGACAAAUCAGGGGAUUUGAAAAUUUUAGCAACUAAAGACCAAGCGAAGGUAACAGCACAAGCCGACUCAGUACAAGUUGUAGUCAAGCCUGGUACAGCGGAAUAUCCCGUCCUUAAAUCGGACAAACCCGUAGUACAUGUGACUCAGGCUGGUUGGAACUCAAUAAGCUUUCGCAAAUCUAAGAUUUCCAGGAGAAAGAUGCCUGUAAGUUCGCAAGUAAAGAAGAAACACCAUGUAAAUAAUUCGAAGAAACCAAUGGUUCAUUUAAACACCGUAGCCAACAAGCAAGGGAGGAUUACGCUGAAAAGAGGUCCAUAUUUUAUAAAAACAAAUAAUUUAAAACGGAAACAUGAAAAACAGUCUUUACAAAGCGUGUCAGGGAGUAAAAAGUCAGAUGUGAAAUACGGAGGAUUCCAAGUCCUCGGGAACGCGGGAAAACUGAAAAUGCACGUAACAAAGGACGAAACUACUCUUAGCAGCGAGUCCGGGGGAGUCGAUAUUUCACUGAACAAACAGUCAUCGUCUUCUGCAAAGUCGUCUAAGGCUUCUAACCAACGCACAUUUGAUGUUCACCGACCUCAAAAGUUUACAGAGGAAUCGGCAGACAAAACAGUUCACAUCGCUACCGAGUUAGAAAAUGGCCUUCCAGAUAUUGGUUUGAGGAAAUCCGAGGUCACCAGGCUCCAUGAGAACAAGAUAAAUCGACCGACUCGCUGAUGCAGUCGAGGUUCGGUGCCAGAGGCGUGAGCCGGACGUUUACAUAUGGGGUCCUACACUAGCAUACCAGUAUGAGCAUUAUGAGAAAUAUAUAUAUGUUAUUCACCAGCUGGGAGGUCUGUAUUGGGUAAAACUGUGCCUGGGGUCUACCACCUGAGGCCGUAGGCUGAGGGUGGCAUCCAAGACAGGCUACAGUUUUUCCAAAAACAGACCGACCUAGGAUGGUGAAUAACAUUUUUAUUCAUUUCUUAAAACUAUGAAAUGCCUGUGAAAAGAACCUGAUUGAUUCAGGGCUGUAAUUACGGCAAUAUCCUCCAUAAAUUGAGCAAUUCAACAGAGAAAACAGAAGUAAGCUUCACUGAAACAUCUUAUUUGCGUAAUGGCGAAUUUAUUUUACACGUUAAGGUUUCCAUGCAAACUUUGAAACAUUUUUUUAUAACGAUCUGUCAAAAUCCGUGGCACUUGUUUAUUUGAAAGCAAAUAAAGCGCAUGUACA
Molecule: messenger RNA, 1371 nt
Organism: Stylophora pistillata
Lineage: Eukaryota; Metazoa; Cnidaria; Anthozoa; Scleractinia; Pocilloporidae
Source: RefSeq, a predicted model, not a curated record